CACCACAAAAUACACAGGCUAUAUUGGAUGCCCAGCAACACAGCAUCUCCUAUACGCUAUCACGAAACCAAGCGGUGAUCGUGGAGUAUCAGUUAGAUACGGAGACAGAUAUGUUUCAGAUUGGUCGGUCAUCUGAAACACCCAUAGACUUUGUUGUUAUGGACACGAUACCUGGUGAUAAACAUGGGGAAUUGAAGGUGACGCAGAGUACAAUUAGCAGAUUUGCGUGUCGUAUAAUUGCUCACAGAACAACUCGCACCACUCAGGUUUAUGCUGCUGGCUUCGAUUCGUCGAGAAACAUAUUUCUGGGGGAAAAAGCGACUAAAUGGCAGAACAAUGGAGAAAUUGAUGGCCUGACAACAAAUGGAGUCCUCAUCAUGCAUCCGCCAAGUCAGUUCUGUGGAGGAGAAGCCAAACCGGGCAUCUGGAGGGAAGUGUCGGUCGGGGGAGGUGUUUAUGCAUUAAGAGAAUCACGGUCUGCCCCACAGAAAGGCAUUAAGAUUGAUGAGGAAACAAAUGUAUUACAAGAUGGCACGUUGAUAGACUUGUGUGGAGCUACGUUACUAUGGAGGUCGGCAGAGGGUUUAGGAAAAUCUCCCACGAAACGACAUCUAGAACAGAUGGUGGACGAGCUCAAUGCAGGUCGUCCACAGUGCCCUGUAGGACUCAAUACCUUAGUCAUACCCAGAAAGGCUACCCUCACAAGCACAGAAAAGCAGCCUGUAGUGUAUCUGAACUGUGGCCAUGUGCAGGGUUUACAUGAGUGGGGUCAUGAGAAGGACUCGAAUUCCCACACUUGCCCUAUGUGUCUUAAGGUUGGGCCAGUAGUCAAGUUAUGUAUGGGCAUCGAGCCUGCCUUUUAUGUUGACAGUGGCCCUCCGUCAUUCUGCUUUAAUCCUUGUGGACAUAUGGCCUCUGAAAAGACAGUUAGGUAUUGGGCUGCAGUACCUAUUCCUCAUGGGACCAAUGGGUUUCAUGCAGCUUGUCCAUUUUGUGCUUCACCUUUAGAAGGUGACCCAGGCUUUGUCCGACUCAUUUUUCAAGACAACUGCGACUGAAUUCCCUCCUGGCAUUACACACACACUAUAGAGUUAUCAUUGGACAACCUUUGGAAUCAUAUCAUCACAAUCCUACAGUUUGAUAUGCACGAUGUCCUCUUUUGUUGAUCAGGUUUUAACAGGUGAAACUCAAUUUGUCAAGACAUAUAUAUCGUUAGACUUGUUUUAUGCAACUAGAAUAUAUUGCUUGUUGAACUGUACAAUAGUAUGUAAAAGAAACAGUAGAGUGAAUCAUACCCACUGCUGGAAAGAGAGAAUGAGAGAGAGAGGGUUCUUGCAUGAUGUGUAAGUGGUUGACAAAACAAGAAAAACUGGCAUGUGAAAAGGUCUCUUGAAAACUGAGAUACAGUGACCGCUCGCCAGCGCACUACACACCAAGCAUCACCAAUGACGGCCUCACUUGCCAUCGCAUACCGGGUGUUGAUGUCAUCUUUUCAGUAAGUAUUAAUUCUGCCUACAGUGGAGACUCCUGUGCUGCCAAGCCUCAUCCUCAUGUGAAGGAAAGUUCAGUAGGAAACUUCUGUGAAAGACUGUGAGUUAAAUGUGGAAAAAAAAAACUUUGUUUGCAUGACAAAGAAGUGACAAUGGUAAAAGCAUUGGUUCUGAUGUGAUGACAUUUAUACAGUUUUAUAUAAUAAUCUCAAUCAUUGAUAUGCCCCCUUAUACUGCGCAGAUAUUGUAAAGAAAAGGAAGAUAUGUUAAAUAAUCUUGCAGGUGUACUGUAUAUGUUGGUUUAUAAGAUGGGUGCUUAAAAUUUCCAUUUUAAAUGUAGGUUUUAAACUAUAUUUAGUGUAUGAGACAAUUCAAGGUCUGGAACCUAGCACUGAGAUUUUACUUUUCCAUUAAGCAUUUGCCAUCCAUCCUGUUGAUCACUGUUUAGCAAGCUGUUAAUCAACACAGUCUUGGUUAUUUAGAAAAUGACUGGUUCAUUUCAAAUAAUGCCAAAAUACUGUUAGUUACCUAUCAUGAUAUGCAUCAAGCAUACCCAGCUGAUGCAGCAUAACCGCUAGUGAUGUCACAUUGAUGUUGGAACUAAUGUGUUACCAAGCAUAAUUUUACCUUUUAAUGAAAAUUAUUUAUAGAUAUUCUUACUGCUAAGUUUAUUAUGUUAUAUUAAGAAAGUGGCUGUAGAUUACAUUGCAGAUAUUUCCUUUAACUUACCUUCAAGUUUUGUUUGGGAUUGUCAAAUGGUAGGACCAAAGGAGUUAUGUUAGUAAUUUACUGUUGCUUUUGUUAUUGGUGACACUCAAAACAACAGGUAGUUAAGGUUCAGAUUUUGUACCUCAUGCAUGAGAUGAUCCCUGAUUUUGGGAUGAUUUUUUUAAGGUUCAACUUCCAUCGUAUAAACCAACAUAUACAAUAUAUGAUUGAUAUGUCAGUGAUGAAAUGGUCCAUAUUUACUCUGUUUGAAUUCUGUAUUGCACUUGAAAUCCUUGCCCACAUCCUUGUAAUAAUUGAAACCACUUUAGAAGUCAGAGCCAAAAAAGUAUAUACAAGGUAAAAUGUAUUUCCACUAAGAAAGUAAACUAUAUUUGCAGUAUUAAAGCAAAUAAAUGAAAAAGACUCUA
Messenger RNA from Penaeus vannamei (Pacific white shrimp), 2626 nucleotides. RefSeq names its product E3 ubiquitin-protein ligase pellino (gene Pli). Gene Ontology annotation, molecular function: protein binding; ubiquitin protein ligase activity. The record is from RefSeq and is a predicted model, not a curated record. Lineage: Eukaryota; Metazoa; Arthropoda; Malacostraca; Decapoda; Penaeidae. Gene Ontology annotation, biological process: regulation of Toll signaling pathway; protein polyubiquitination.